Molecule: messenger RNA, 1159 nt
Organism: Ceratosolen solmsi marchali
Lineage: Eukaryota; Metazoa; Arthropoda; Insecta; Hymenoptera; Agaonidae
Product: WD repeat domain 74 lethal (2) k09848
Exons: 1
Coding region: 74-1126 (350 amino acids)
Biological process (GO): ribosomal large subunit biogenesis
Cellular component (GO): nucleolus; preribosome, large subunit precursor
Molecular function (GO): protein binding
Source: RefSeq, a predicted model, not a curated record
AUGUUUUUGAAUCACGUUUUGAACUUGUUAUAACCUAUUCUUGGUGGAAUAUUUUGUUUUUUAUUAUUACAAAAUGUCUUACAAAGACAAUUUUAAUGUUUUUGUCGGUGCCAAAUCAGGUACAUUUAAAGGUGUUAAAGUAACAUCUAAAUCAUGUGUGAUGAAAAAUAUACAAAACUUACUAUCCAUAACCGAUAAUCAUGAAGUAACCUACAUGACUUGGGGAAACAGUGAAGAAAAGGACAUUCUUUUAGCAUGUGGAUCUAAAGGAAUUAGAAGUGUCAAGGUGUAUGAUACAGUAAAUGAAACAUUUAAAUUGUCAUUUGUUUGUGAUAUUGGCGAAGGAAAUAUUACUGGAAUAUCAAGGUAUAAAGAAGAAAUCUUAACUGCAGUUCAAUCUGGUCAUAUUAAAUUAUGGAGAAAUAAUGAAGAAGAUAAGGAAUAUAUAUUGAAUGCUGGUGAAAAUUUGCUUUGUAUGAAAAAAGCUAAUGUUCGUUCAAAUAUUAUUGGCACUGGAGGUCUAGAAAAUCCUCUAAAAUUAUUUGACUUGGAGAAAAAAAUCAGCAUUUUUACUGCAAAAAAUGUCUCUCACGAUUGGUUGCAAUUGAGAGUUCCAAUUAGUAUUAACGAUUUACAUUUUCUAUCUAAUAAUAAGGAAAUAGUUACGGUUGGUAAAUACGGUUUCAUACGUGUGUAUGAUACAAAAGCUCAGAGAAGGCCUGUUAUUAAUUUAGAAAUUAAAGAAGAAUCUUUAACAAAAAUAUCAACUUGUUCGCAAGAUAAACAAAUUAUUUGUGGAAGUGGUAAAGGCAGAAUAAAUAUGGUAGAUUUACGAAAGUGUGGUAGAGUGUUAAAUACAUACAAGGGUCCAGUCGGUGCAGUAACUGGUGUCGCUGUUAAUAAAACAGAUCAGUAUAUAGUUAGUGCUAAUUUAGAUAGGUAUUUGUAUAUUCAUGAUUUGAAUACAAAAGCAUUAUUGAAAAAAGUUUAUCUAACGUCAAAAUUAUCCAGUAUGGUUAUGCGCUCUGAAUUUACAUUAAAUGUAUUAGAAGAAGAUAACCAAAGCAACGACGACGAUGAGUUUGAAUCGGAACACGAAUUUAUUAAUAUUGACGAUUCAAACUGAUUUUUACAACCGAUAACAAACUUAAAAAUUUUA